This is a messenger RNA of Otolemur garnettii (small-eared galago), 2282 nucleotides long. RefSeq names its product interferon regulatory factor 3 (gene IRF3). The transcript has 7 exons. The coding region runs from base 807 to 2213 and encodes 468 amino acids. Gene Ontology annotation, cellular component: nucleus. Lineage: Eukaryota; Metazoa; Chordata; Mammalia; Primates; Galagidae. Gene Ontology annotation, molecular function: RNA polymerase II cis-regulatory region sequence-specific DNA binding; DNA-binding transcription factor activity, RNA polymerase II-specific; protein binding. Gene Ontology annotation, biological process: regulation of transcription by RNA polymerase II; immune system process. The record is from RefSeq and is a predicted model, not a curated record.
UCCCCUUUGGUUCUGGGGGUUGUCACCCAAAGGAUGGUAAAGUUGCUUGUAUUUCAAGAAAUCGAUCGAAAAGAACGCUCUCUAAAGUUCAGCCGCUAGGAAGGGGGGGGUGCCCAGCUUCGAGUUUGAGAGCUACCCGGAUCGCAAAGACAGGGUUGAGCCCCGGCACCCUGCGCGCCCCAUCUGUCGGCCAUAGGUAACGCGGAAGAGCGAGGGAGAUAGUGGCGUCCGGAAGUAAGGAACGGGAGCAAGGAUGAGUCUGCGCUGCUAGUGGAAAGGGAGGCUGUAUAGUCUUGGGAAAGGGAGGCAGGAGGGAGCUACAGUGACCGACCCUGGAAGCGUAUAUAGAAAAACUGUAGAAAGAGUACGGAGGGCGGAGAAAGAGAGGAAGCGUCUACACUGAAAGGACCUAGGAGAGGGAAGGGUGGACUCUGCAAAUGGGAAGCCGUUCACUCUAAACAGUUGGGAGGUGCCCUGGAGGAGGGAGGAGGCUGGUUGUUUGGGGGGAAUUGUGGAUUGGGUUCCACGCUGGAAACAAGUAGAGGGAUCUUCUCUGGGAGAACUGUAGCAGGGAGUCUACACUUGGGUAAGUGUAGGAGGUAGGGGUUUAUGCGUGAUUAGCGUCUGCAUUGAAAUAACUAGGGUGGCGCUACCUGUUUUAGUUGAUGUGGGGGAGAGAGUAAAGGGUCUGCACUGAAGACGCGGGGGAACUGUCUAGUGUUUUUGGGAAGGAGUCCUCGCUGGCUAGGGAGACUCUCUGGACGAUUGGGAGGAGAGGCGCUUUCCUAUUUGUAGUCCAGGAAAAGAUGGGUGAAAGACCUGCGCCGUGGCCCGUGAGAGGGAGGUCUGGGUCUGGAAAUCUCAGGCCAGGAGGUCCCGGGAGGCUGCCUGCGCCCAGGAAUUGCCCUGUGCGUGUAGGUGGGACCAUGGGAACCCCAAAGCCGCGGAUCCUGCCCUGGCUGGUGUCGCUGCUGGACCGGGGGCAGCUGGAGGGCGUGGCCUGGGUGAACGAGAGCCGCACACGCUUCCGCAUUCCUUGGAAGCACGGCUUGCGGCAGGAUGCCCAGCAGCAGGACUUCAGCAUAUUCCAGGCCUGGGCCGAGGCAAGCGGUGCCUACACUCCAGGGAAGGAUAGGCCCGACCUGACAACCUGGAAGAGGAAUUUCCGGUCUGCCCUGAACCGGAAGGAAGGGGUGGUGCGGUUAGUAGAUGACCGGAGCAAGGACCCUCAUGACCCUCAUAAAAUCUACGAGUUUGUGACCCCAGCAGGAGGUGGAAACUUUUCCCAGCCCAACACUUUGCCAGACACUGGUGGUGGAGGCAGUACCUUUGAUACUCAGGAAGACAUUCUGGAGUUACUGGAUAGCAUGGUCUUGGCCCCACUCACAGAUGGAAAGCCCCCCAGCCUGGAUGUGACUCCUGAGCCCCACUCUCAGCUCUUGUUGAGCCCCGACUUGGACAAUUCCACUCCCUGCCCAAAUUUGCCGCUUCCUGAAAACCCACUGAAGCAACUACUGGUGCCAGACGAACAAUGGGAGUUCGAGGUGACGGCCUUCUACCGGGGCCGCCAAGUCUUCCAGCAGACCAUCCUAUGCCCAGGGGGCCUACGGCUGGUGGGGUCCGAAGCAGCAGAUAGGAUGUUUCCUGGGCAGUCAAUAACACUGCCAGACCCUGGGAUGUCCCUGACAGACAGGGGAGUGAUGGGCUACGUGAGGCACGUGCUGAGCCGCCUAGGCGGGGGACUGGCUCUGUGGAGGGUCGGACAGCGACUAUGGGCCCAGCGACUGGGGCAAUGCCACACAUACUGGGCCAUGGGUGAGGAGCUGCUCCCCAACAGUGGGCAUGGGCCUGCUGGUGAGGUCCCUAAGGACAAAGAAGGAGGUGUGUUCGACCUGGGGCCCUUCGUGGCAGAUCUGAUUACCUUCAUUGAAGGAGGCGGACACUCACCACGCUAUACCCUCUGGUUCUGCAUUGGGGAGCGGUGGCCCCAGGACCAGCCAUGGACCAAGCGGCUUGUUAUGGUCAAGGUUGUCCCCACGUGCCUCAGAGCCCUGCUAGACAUGGCCCGGUCAGGGGGGGCAUCCUCACUUGAGAACACCGUGGACCUGCACAUUUCCAACAGUCAGCCACUCUCCCUCACCCCCGACCAAUACAAGGCCUGCCUACAGGACCUGGUUGAGGACAUGGAUUUCCAGGUCUUUGGGGAUGCCUAAGCACUUGGUCUGGUCCUCAUAGGUGCAGGCCCCUAACACCACCUCGACCAAUAAACUGGUUCCUGGUCA